Camellia sinensis is the source of this 453-nucleotide messenger RNA. RefSeq lists its product as uncharacterized. The record is from RefSeq and is a predicted model, not a curated record. NCBI's taxonomy places the organism in Eukaryota, Viridiplantae, Streptophyta, Magnoliopsida, Ericales, Theaceae.
AUGUCGUUGUCGCAAACGCGUUGGGAAAGUCACAUUGAAAGUGUUAAACCACUAAGAUACUAUGCUUCAAAAAUAAGAGAUGCUUUAGUUGACUUGUACAACAAUCCUACCACAGAUUCGAUUGCAAAAAGUGAAGCUAAAUCCCUACUAACUCAUGAACUUGAGACUUUUGAGUUCUUGUUUAGUAUUGUAAUUUGGUACAAUUUGUUGUUUCAUGUGAACUCUGUUAGCAAGAUUCUUCAAAGUGAAGAUAUAGAUAUAGCAGUUGCUGUAAAGCACCUAGAUGGGCUUGUUAAGUAUGUUGCAAUAUAUAGAGAAGUUGGUUUCAUGGAGGCUAUGGUUGAAGCUAAAGAAAUGGCAAGUGAAUUGGGAAUUGAACCUACAUUUGUUGAAAAGCUCAUCAUUUCUAGAAAGAAACAAUUUGAUGAAAAUGUUAGCGAAGAGGUGACCUAG